Pseudozyma flocculosa PF-1 is the source of this 1227-nucleotide messenger RNA. RefSeq lists its product as uncharacterized. Gene Ontology annotation, biological process: protein refolding. The coding region runs from base 1 to 1227 and encodes 408 amino acids. Lineage: Eukaryota; Fungi; Basidiomycota; Ustilaginomycetes; Ustilaginales; Ustilaginaceae. The record is from RefSeq and is a predicted model, not a curated record. The transcript has 2 exons. Gene Ontology annotation, cellular component: cytoplasm.
AUGGCAGGUCCCCCGGGGACGGCGGUCGGACGAGGCUGGAGUAGCAUGCCCGCGCCACCUCGGCCGCCGCGCAAGCGACACCUGCAUCGCCAGCUCCAUCCCCGCCUCGCCGCACCACCGCACCGCACGCCGGCCCACCAGGUCCGGUUCAACACGACGAGCAAGGGCAACGGCGUCGGCGGAGGCGCCUCGCAGGACCUCUCGUACCCGUCCCACCUGGCAUCUCCGACGCCGUACGACAUCUUCCGGCUGCCGCGCUCCACGACGUCGGCGCAGGUCAAGGCGCGCUACUACGACCUGGUGCGGUGCCUGCAUCCGGACCGCAUCCUCCACCCGGACUCGACGGCGUCGGAGCGCGACAAGGCCACGUCCGAAUUCAAGCUGGUGGUGCAGGCCUACAACCUGCUCAAGGACCCGCGCAAAAAGGACCUCUACGACCGCAGCGGAUUCGGGUGGGACUCGAAAAAGGGCCUCACCGAUGCCGCCUCGCGCGGCGCCGCGGGCCACCCGUGGGACCGCACCGGCUGGGCCAACCGCGGCGGCGUGGACCGACGCUACCGCCGUCCCGCCGCCGACGGCUGGUCGGGCAGCCAGCACGACUUUUACGGCUGGCAGACGUACGCCGCCUCGCGCCACGGUCCGGCCUUUUACGGCUUCACGCCCUCGUACAACCCGCACGCCGCCCGUCCGCGGUACACGAGCAACGGCCUCUUCUUCUCGACCGUCUUUGUCGUCACCUGGUUCGUCGCCGCGCUCCAGUACCGACGCAUCAGCGCCGAGAGCAAGAGGGCCAUCGAGCGCGCCGACCGGCACCACCUCGAUGCCGCAAAGAGCCUCGAAGAGGCCAGGCUCGUCGCCAGGAGCGACGAGGGAAGGCAGAGGUACGAGGCCUACAAGCGCCGGGCCCGCGAGCAGAAAGUCUUGGAGGAGCUCGAGAGGCAGCAGGCUAGACUCAUGGCCGGCCAGCCGCUCGUGCAUGGCCACCACAACGACGGCCAAGAGGGGCACGCGACGAUGACGGCGGCGAGGGACAGGCUGCAGAUUGAAGCUGGACCGUGGGGUAUCGGUCAUGGCGGACCCAGCGGCAAAGAGGCUGCAGAGAGGAGAAAGGCAGAGGCGAGCCAGAGGGAGCAGAGGAGGAUGGGCAGGAUGCCGCCGCCAUCGCCGCCGCCUGCGGAUUCGUCGCCUGAGCCAGCAAACCCGUCGACUCAGCCUCAGGCACCGUGA